CCGGGGUUCACGAAGUUCGCUACCUCGUCGUACGUUUUUAAUAAUUUCAAUUAGUCAAUAUAUAAUGGUGGUCGAUACAAUGGAGACAAUGGAAAAUGAUAGGCACGAUGCGCUUCUGAAUAAGUAUUUUGUAAAUAGAUUUCGAAAGGGAUAUGUAACAGUCGAUGGGGUGACUAUGCCCGUAAGGUUUAAAGAACUGCAAGAAAAUAUUUUAAAUUGGAACGUGAACGAGCAAGAUGUAUGGAUUUGUAGUUUUCCAAAAACAGGAACUACCUGGACACAAGAAAUGGUAUGGAUGAUAUUAAACGAUCUUGAUUUUGAGGGUGGUCAGGUCAAUUUGGGUGCACGUUCUCCAUUUUUGGAAGUGUCAGCUUUGUUUGACUACAGGGACCUUAUGAGAGAUGUUGAAGGAUUCGAUGUUCCACCAUUUUUGAACGACUCUUUAAAAUUUGUACAAAACCAAAAAAGUCCUGUAUGUAUUAAAACCCAUUUGCCGUUUAAUCUUCUACCUAAAGCAAUACAGGAUGGCACCAAAAGACCUAAGAUUAUAUACAUAGCUAGAAAUCCCAAGGACACAUGCCUAUCUUAUUAUCAUCAUGCAAAACUCCUUGAAGGAUAUACUGGCGAUUUUGAAACUUUCUGCAGACUAUUUCUCGCAAAUAAGUUAUGUUUUGCACCUUACUGGAAACACUUACUCCAGUUCUGGAACAGACGCCAUGAGGACAAUGUCCUCUUCCUUCGAUACGAAGACAUGAAGAAAGAUCUUCCUUCGGCUAUUCGAGCAACCGCUAAAUUUCUAGAGAAGGAUUUGAACGAGAACCAAGUGGACAUUCUUACCGACCACUUAAGUUUCGAUAGUAUGAAGAAAAACCCGGCGGUAAAUUACGAAUUGGUCACGGAAUUAAAUAAGAAAUACAAACUCAUAGAACAGGAAGGCAUGUUUAUGCGUUCUGGAUCGGUAGGUGGAUAUAAAACUGUUAUGUCCCCGGAAUUGAUAGAGGAAUUUGACAGGUGGAUUCGUACGAAUACAAAAAAUACAGAUUUUCAGUUCUAUUAAGGUGAAAUUUGUUUUUUUUUUUAUAUUUUAAGUUAGUAUGUUAAAAAUAAGAAAUAGAAAUAGAGAUAGAUUGUUACUUGAA
Molecule: messenger RNA, 1139 nt
Organism: Sitophilus oryzae (rice weevil)
Lineage: Eukaryota; Metazoa; Arthropoda; Insecta; Coleoptera; Curculionidae
Product: sulfotransferase family cytosolic 1B member 1-like
Exons: 5
Coding region: 65-1057 (330 amino acids)
Biological process (GO): sulfation
Cellular component (GO): cytoplasm
Molecular function (GO): sulfotransferase activity
Source: RefSeq, a predicted model, not a curated record